UGAGGUGCAGGAGGCGAGUGGGGACGGGCAUCGAUUUUCUCCAUCUCUCUAGCUGCCAGGGCUUCUCCCUGCCGUGCCCGGACAGCGCCCGCAGACUUGGGUCUUUUCUGGGUUGGCCUCAGGACUUGAUUGCCGCCGCCGCUGCCGCUCCUUCUCUGACUGCCUCCCAGCCGUGCGGAACCGGGAACCGGGCGGGAUUCCACUAAGCGGGACCUCGGAGCUCGGAGCCAAAGGGGGACGGGGCCUUUUCCCCCCCUCCCCCUCGAGGGAAAAUCUGCCCCCCCGACCCCCCCCAGCGCCGGACAAGCGGGGCAGGGGAGGGGAACGGGGAUCUAAAGAGAGCCAGCUUCCUCCCCCUCUCCACGUUUCAGCGUUGGUGGUGGAUUGGACUUCAGGACUUGGACUUGUCCAGUCCCGUCCCCCCCUGGACUUGGGGACCACCCGGACCUCCGGACACUUUGUCGGAUUGUUUUUUUCCUCUCGUACCGAGUCCCCCCACCCUCGGUCCAGCCUUGGCUUCCAGGCGGCCUCAGCGCGGUCACAGGCCACCCCCUGGGGUGCCCGGGGAGAUGUUUCAAGCCUUCCCCGGAGACUACGACUCCGCCUCCCGGUGUAGCUCGUCGCCGUCGGCCGAGUCCCAGUACCUGUCAUCUGUGGACUCCUUUGGCAGCCCCACGACUGCCGCUGCCUCCCAGGAGUGUGCUGGCCUUGGUGACAUGCCUGGCUCCUUCGUGCCCACCGUCACUGCCAUCACCACGAGCCAAGACCUCCAGUGGCUAGUCCAGCCCACCCUCAUCUCUUCCAUGGCCCAGUCCCAGGGCCAGCAGCCACCUCUGGGCCCCCAGCUGCCCACCGUCGACCCCUAUGACCUGCCUGGCACCAGCUAUUCUUCCCCUGGGAUCAGCGGCUAUGGCAGCGGUGCUGGACCCUCUGGGGCGACCUCAACUGGUCCUCCGCCCUCACGUCCUGCACGGGCUAGGCCUCGACGGCCCAGAGAAGAAACGCUCACCCCUGAAGAAGAGGAGAAGAGGAGGGUCCGACGGGAACGCAACAAACUGGCUGCAGCCAAAUGUCGGAAUCGAAGGCGGGAGCUGACAGACCGUCUACAGGCGGAGACGGACCAGCUGGAAGAGGAGAAGGCCGAGUUGGAGUCGGAAAUCGCCGAACUCCAGAAGGAGAAGGAGCGGCUGCAGUUUGUGCUGGCAGCCCAUAAGCCAGGCUGCAAGAUCCCUUUUGAUGAGGGGCCCGGGCCAGGGGGCCCCCUGGCAGAGGUGAGAGCUUUGCCUGGGCCCACGCCCACUAAGGACGAUGCGAUCGGGUGGUUCCUGCCGCCGCCGCCCCUGCCCUUCCAGACCAGCCAGGAGCCCGGCCAGGAUGGGCCCCCAGACCUGACGGCUUCUCUCUUUACACACAGUGAGGUCCCAGCCUUCGGCGACCCCUACCCUGUUAACCCUUCGUAUACCACCUCGUUUGUACUCACCUGCCCGGACGUCUCCGCAUGCGGCGGUGCCCAGCGCAACGGCAGCGACCAGUCCUCUGACUCCCUGAACUCGCCCUCCCUCCUUGCUCUGUGAAUUCUUUUAGAGGGAGGGGCCGCUUCUCUCUGGAGACAAAAACCUGGGGGGAGGUUGCUGGACCCCCCUCCGCUCUUUUGGCCUGCACCAACCUGAGGAUCCCUUUCAUCCUCGAGGGCUCGCUGACCCGAGUCAGCCUCUCUCCAUCCUUGGCCAUCCACCACCGGAUUCCUCUGGACGCGAGGCUUCGCUCCCGGCGGCCCACCGGAUCCACCUGGACUCGAGGCUUCCCUUCACCCCUCCUCCCCCGCGUCCCGUCUGCCGCCCGGCCCUUCCUGGAAGCCCCUUCGACCCUUGGAGCUUGCCCUAAGGGCCUGCCUCUGGGCCCCUCCACUCUGACUGUCGCCACCGAGAAAGGCGAAGACUUUGUGGGGGCCACACUGAGGGCCCUGCUCCCCGGGGAGGAGGGGACGGGAAAAGGUAUGGCUGCCAUACUGUGGCCUGCGAGCCAUCCGGGGCUGGGGGGCUUCGCUGGGGGGGAGGGGCUGGGAGAAAGGUUCUAAGGCUCGUUUGUGAUGGAAGCUCAGGCCCUUCCCCGAGGCGCCCCCUUGAGGUCUACCCCGCCCCCCCCCCAGAAGAGUAUUAACUUAUUUAGCCACUUUCCAAAGUCGAAGGGGAAAGCUCAGCCCCUUCUUCCUCUCCCGCAGGGAUGGGAGCCCGCCUCAUCUGUUAAACAGUAUUAUUCGUCCUGGUAAAUCCCCCUCCCCAGGGCCCCUCCCGCCUCGAGCCCUUGCUGUUUUUCUCUGGGCUUUCCUUAUUCCAUGUGGUUGGUAAAGAAGGGUGACUCGCCUUUCACCCUUGCCCCUAGCUGAGGUCUUUAUACUGUGAAACGAGGUCUUGGGGAAGGGUAGGGACCAGGGAAGGCCAGGUCAGUCCCCCAAUCUCCCUGGGGGGGGGCGGAGAAAUGAGGGGGAAGUUUCCCUUUACCCUGGAGGCCUGGAAGCCUCCUCUGCGGGUCCCCCAUCGCUCCAUGCUCUUCCAGUAUUCUUUCUCCUUUUCAUUGGACAAGUGAGACGAGCUCCCAAUUUGGGUUGAGGGGGCCAUGCCCCCCCCUGCACCUCUUGUGGGCAUCACCAUGGCCCCUGUUUACUGUCCUCCUCCACUCCCAGGACCCCCCCAGCCUAGGACGCCAACUUCUCCCUUGCCAACUUCCUCCUCUAGGAAGAGUGGAUCAGCUCUCUUUGGGGGAGAAGUUUCAGAGCUGAGGCUUCUGGCCUUUGGGGGGGGGAGCCCCAAACUGGUGAACUUCGGAGCCCUUCAAGCCCUUUUAAUUCUCUGCUGAACAUUGGUGGGAGUUUGGGGAGAGGGGUUGCUGCUGGAGGAAGGUGAUCCCAGAGCAUCCAGCGCUGUUGGGAACUGGAUGUCAGUGCCCAGCCCGAGAUCUUAUCCCCAUUCAGAUCUACGUGCCCCCAAUGCACUCCCAGACCUCUCCUCCGCCUCCUCCUCCUCCUCCUUUUUUUUUUUUUUUUUUUUUUAAUUGGGGAACUGGUAUCUUAACUUCUCUGUCACUGGAAUGCUGAAAAGGACGGAUACCCAGCCUCAGGCUCUCCCUGGCCACGGGCCCUUCUCUUCCCC
This is a messenger RNA of Gracilinanus agilis (Agile Gracile Mouse Opossum), 3149 nucleotides long. RefSeq names its product FosB proto-oncogene, AP-1 transcription factor subunit (gene FOSB). Gene Ontology annotation, cellular component: nucleus. Bases 570 to 1574 code for a protein of 334 amino acids. Gene Ontology annotation, molecular function: DNA-binding transcription factor activity, RNA polymerase II-specific; RNA polymerase II cis-regulatory region sequence-specific DNA binding. Lineage: Eukaryota; Metazoa; Chordata; Mammalia; Didelphimorphia; Didelphidae. Gene Ontology annotation, biological process: regulation of transcription by RNA polymerase II. The record is from RefSeq and is a predicted model, not a curated record. The transcript has 4 exons.